AGUAGGGAUUUUGAGGUUUCAAGCCUCGCUAAAAUUCAAAAUAACGGUUGAGGGAUCGAAAAUUAGUUGGUUUAAAAUUAGUUUUCAACGCGGAACUAAAAUCUGAAAAUCGCGAGUGUGUAGCACUAACUAAAAGAAAGUUAUAGAGGUUUUUCUGUCAGUAAAAAAGUCAGAAUUUAUAAGAUAUUGCCGCACAGUAGCGUGAGUUAUAAAACUUUUAGUGGGGAGGCUGAACCCACCCGGUGGCUACGCCACUAAUUUAGACAAGAACUUGGGAAGUAACAACACUUGCCAAGUUCUUGUUCAAGUACUUACUAAGCGAGGAAAUUUGUCAGGUACUUCCCAAGUACUCGGAAAGUACUCACGUACCCGGAUCAAGUAUAUUUACUAGGGCUUAUUUUUAUUUUUGCUGUGUUCUAGACCACAUGCAACAGCACUGGGUUAUCUAACAUCUGGUUUAUAUGAAGACAAAGGUGCAUAUCCAAGCGCUGUAGACAUUCCGAAUGUGAAAAUUUUUCGUUUUGAAGAAAAUAUUUAUUAUGCUAAUAUUGAUGCAUUUAAAAAGUUAUUUAUAAAAAACAUUGGUUUUCGAGUAGAAGAUCAAUUACGUUUGAUGAACGAAGAGGUGACAGGCGUUGAACGUGAAUUUAAAGCCGCCAUUCAUAAUAGUAGUAAAUCCAAGAAACAACAACAACAUAUAAAACAACGUUUUCAAAAACAAUUUCGAAAUGGUAACACAUUGAGUAAUAAUGAAAAUAUUCUAUCGAACGGAGGAUCGGUCAUGGAUGAUGUGAAUUUGGAUCAAGUGACUACUGUUAAUGAAUCAGGAAAGAUUGUACAACAUAAAAUUAUACAAGUAAAUGAGUUUCAAUUAGUCGAUGAAAUGGAAUUAAAUUUGGACGAGAGAGAAAAGGAGAAAGAAAAAAAAAUUGCAGAAAUUAAACGGAAAUACCAACCAGUGUUUGAAUUCGUUAUUAUCGAUUGUUCGCCGGUGAAUUACAUUGACAUGAUGGGAAUCAAAACUCUUAUUCAAAUUUACAAAGAUUUAAAAGAAGUCAAUGUAACGGUGCUAUUAUGCCAAGUUAGACCUAUGGUUUAUCGUCAAUUACAACGGAUGAAUUAUAUGGAUAUAGCUGGAAAAGAUACGAUACAUGUUACAAUAAAUGAUGCUGUUUUACAUGCACUAAAAACACGUGCAAGUAGAGGUGAAACCAUACAAUUACCAGGAACGGCAUUUCCUUUUGUUGGCGUGGAGAAUCUAUCAUAUACAGAGGAUGAUUACGAUGGACAAGUAAGUUGUUAG
Molecule: messenger RNA, 1303 nt
Organism: Didymodactylos carnosus
Lineage: Eukaryota; Metazoa; Rotifera; Eurotatoria; Philodinida; Philodinidae
Source: the annotation of a GenBank genome assembly